Molecule: messenger RNA, 918 nt
Organism: Penaeus chinensis
Lineage: Eukaryota; Metazoa; Arthropoda; Malacostraca; Decapoda; Penaeidae
Product: protein TRACHEARY ELEMENT DIFFERENTIATION-RELATED 7A-like
Exons: 2
Coding region: 1-918 (305 amino acids)
Source: RefSeq, a predicted model, not a curated record
AUGGCGACUGCAUCUCAGGUCACACUAGAAAUAUCUCCUCUGCGGGACUGGCACUGGCACUCUCCGCUGGCACCCUCGUCUUCACCUUCAUUUUCACUUCCGCUCGCCGCCGCCACGUCUUUCAAAUCUAGCUCCUGCGCCUUCAGCCUCUCUUGCCAUCACAACCCCAUCUCCAGCACAACCCCAUCUCCAACACAAUCCCAACUCCAACACAACCCCACCUCCAGCACAACCCCACCUCCAGCACAACCCCACCUCCAACACAACCCCACCUCCAACACAACCCCACCUCCAACACAAUCCCAACUCCAACACAACCCCACCUCCAAACCCAACCCCACCUCCAACACAACCUCGCCUCCAACACAACCCCACCUCCAACACAACCCCACCUCCAACACAACCCCACCUCCAACACAACCUCGCCUCCAACACAACCCCACCUCCAACACAACCCCACCUCCAAACACAACCCUACCUCCAAACCCAACCCCACCUCCAAACCCAACCCCACCUCCAACUCAACCCCAUCUCCAACACAACCCGAUCUUCAACACAACCCCACCUCCAACACAACCUCGCCUCCAACCCAACCCCACCUCCAACACAACCCCACCUCCAAACACAACCCUACCUCCAAACCCAACCCCACCUCCAACUCAACCCCAUCUCCAACACAACCCGAUCUCCAACACAACCCCACCUCCAACACAACCUCGCCUCCAAACACAACCCCACCUCCAACACAACCCCACCUCCAAACUCAACCCCACCAAACCCAACCUCGCCUCCAACACAACCCCAUCUCCAACACAACCUCGCCUCCAGCACAUCUCCACCUCGACCAAGACCGCGGCUUCCCUUCAUCUCGAUUUCUUCAAUUUCCCACCGAGUAUUCCCCGAGGGUUCGGAAGCUGA